Molecule: messenger RNA, 973 nt
Organism: Drosophila ficusphila
Lineage: Eukaryota; Metazoa; Arthropoda; Insecta; Diptera; Drosophilidae
Product: sperm-specific protein Don juan-like
Exons: 2
Coding region: 96-872 (258 amino acids)
Source: RefSeq, a predicted model, not a curated record
AAGGUCAGUUCGGUCUCUGCUUUCAUUGAGCGAGUACAAAAUUACCUUUGGGCUUAUUUCCUUUUCCAAAUUCCAAGUUAAAAAUUUUGAUCAAAAUGUUCAAAAGUUCCGCUAUUGUUCUCAGUCAGUGCGCUAAGGAUAGCUUUUGCAAUCGCUGCAUUCAGCCCACGCUCGUUCGGUCCCAUCACCUUAAGGUCCUUGGAAACUUGGACUACGAGAUUCGCAAGCCCGAUGAUCUUGCCGACCAGAGGCCUAAACGUUUCGGAGAUGGCUCGUUCGGAGUCAUUCGUGUCCAGGAGUCAGAGUCCUCGUCACUCGCCAACCCGAUGCAUCGUCAAUUCCUUGACGAUCUGGAGCAGCAGCAGGUCCAGAGGCUUGGAGCCAACCGGUGGUUGAAAGAAGAGAAGCAUGAAGAUCUCGAGCAGAUGAAGAAGCUAUGCCAAAAACUAGCCACCCAGAUAACCAUGUUAGCUGGAAAGGGAAAGGGCGACGAUGCCAAGUGUAAGGAGCAGGCCCAAAAGGACAAGUGCGCUAAGGAUGCUUUGAAGAAAAAAUGUGACGAAAUGGCAAAAAAGGAAAAAUGUGAAAAAGAACAAAUGAAAAAGAAGUGCGACGAAAUGAAAAAGAAGGAAAAGGGAGGAGGUUGCAAGGGCAAGGGUAAAGACUCCGAAAAGGAUAAGUGCAAGAAAAUGGCCGAAGAGGAAAAGAAGAAGAAAGAGCAGGAGAAGUGCAAGAAAAUGGCCGAGCAAGAAAAAUGCAAGAAAAUGGCUGACGAGGAAAAAAAAGAGAAAGAGCAAGAGAAAUGCAAGAAAAUGGCAGAGCAAGAAAAAUGCAAGAAAAUGGCCGAGAAGGACAAGUGCAAGAAGAAGUGAGCAGACCGGCGUUGGCGCGUUAAAUUGAAAUUUUUUUGAAGCGGCUUUAUUUAAAAACAUGCAAUUUAUUAAAUUAAAUAGGAACUGAUUUUGAACAACAA